AUGUAUGGAGCCCAGGAUUGGAAAGAGCAGAGAGGUCAAGGCCUCUUGAGGUUAGGUUUAAUAAGACGGCAAAGCACUGGACUGAUGUUUUCCCUUAGAGGCAGUGGCCGCCUCGGCGCUAUAUUUUGGGGUGAGGACAUAUUUUGGAUUGGAACUCCUGGUUAUUAUACAGACCAUGGUGUUCCACCCAUACUAUCUGAGGUCACAAAAUUUGUUGAUGAUGGCCAAUAUGAAGCGGCUACCACAACAGCCUUCAACUUGUCAAGAGAUCCAUCCAACGUAAGCUGCUUGCUUACUUUCAUAUUAGGUCUCUCAGUUUCAGAAUUGCAGAUGGAUGUGGAUUGUUUUAGUUGA
Messenger RNA from Fraxinus pennsylvanica, 354 nucleotides. The record is from the annotation of a GenBank genome assembly. NCBI's taxonomy places the organism in Eukaryota, Viridiplantae, Streptophyta, Magnoliopsida, Lamiales, Oleaceae.